Messenger RNA from Gastrolobium bilobum, 1235 nucleotides. Its product is annotated as protein SRG1-like. NCBI's taxonomy places the organism in Eukaryota, Viridiplantae, Streptophyta, Magnoliopsida, Fabales, Fabaceae. The record is from RefSeq and is a predicted model, not a curated record. Bases 44 to 1117 code for a protein of 357 amino acids. The transcript has 4 exons.
UCAGAGAAAGAAAUAUCAAGCUGACUGGACUUGUUUUGCAGCUAUGGAUCCGGAAAUGGUCAAGAACCUUGGAACCUCUAUAAUAGUUCCUUCUGUCCAGGAGCUAGCAAAGCAAACCAUGACCAAAGUUCCAGAACGAUAUGUUCAUCCAAAUCAAGACCCUCCUGUUGUAUCUCACACAACAUCUUUGCCACAAGUCCCAGUCAUUGACCUCAACAAAUUGUUGUGUGAAGAUGCAACUGAACUGGAGAAGCUGGAUCAUGCAUGCAAAGAAUGGGGUUUCUUCCAGGUGAUCAAUCAUGGAGUCAAUCCUUCAUUGGUGGAAAAUUUGAAGAUAGAUGUUCAAGAACUUUUCAAUCUUCAAAUGGAAGAGAAGAAAGUAUUUUGGCAGAAACCAGGAGAAAUGGAAGGAUUUGGUCAGAUGUUUGUUGUAUCAGAGGAACACAAACUUGAAUGGGCAGAUUUAUUCUACAUUGUCACUCUUCCUUCAUACAUAAGAAAUCCCCACUUAUUUCCUACUAUUCCCCAACCAUUCAGAGAUAAUCUGGAGAGAUAUUCAUUAGAACUGAAAAAGCUGUGUGUCUCAAUCAUUGAGUCUAUGACAAAAGCUCUUAAGAUCAAUCCCAAUGAAUUGCUAGAGUUAUUUGAAGAGGGAGGCCAAGCAAUGAGGAUGAAUUACUACCCUCCAUGUCCCCAACCAGAACAAGUCAUUGGACUCAAUCCUCAUUCUGAUGCUGGUGCCCUUACAAUCCUUCUACAAGUGAAUGAAAUGGAAGGCCUUCAAAUAAGAAAAGAUGGAAUGUGGAUUCCUAUUAAACCUCUUCCUAAUGCUUUUGUCAUCAACGUUGGAGACAUGUUAGAGAUAAUGACCAAUGGUAUUUACCGAAGCAUCGAACAUCGAGCAACAAUUAACUCAGAGAAAGAGAGGAUUUCCAUUGCUGCAUUUCACAGUGCUAGGAUAAACGCAGUUAUAGGUCCAGCACCAAGCCUUGUUACUCCUGAAAAACCUGCAGAGUUCAAUAGAAUUAGUGUAGAAGAGUUCUAUAAGGGAUACUUUUCACAGGAGCUGCAAGGGAAAUCAUAUAUUGAUGUCAUGAGGAUCCAAAAUGGGAUAUAGUAAAAGUUCAAUUCGCUUUGAUGGGAGGAUGGAAAAUUAAACAAUAACACAGCAAAAAAUUAUGUCACAAGCCAUAGCUAAUGUACAAUAUUACAAUAAUGCAUGGCACCGAGUAUUG